CCCCGAGAACCCGCAGGUUUUAGGAAGCUUUUCAGGGCCCUAAUAGAAGUGCUUUUCUUUUCGAGAUUUUUUUUUAAAUCUUGAAGCCCGAGCGGACAAUAAAAAACGCAUCCAGGCCCAUUUCCGGAGGACUGAGAUUGCGACGAACAACCAGGAAGCGGCCCGGCUGGGAGCUGUCCCCGGUUCUUCACUCUGCUCUCGAGGCCCCCUCCCAGGGUCCCUACACGGUGUUCGUCGGUCCCGCGUGGCUCUUGCCACGACCUGGGCUCCGGCCCGGGCCGACCUUUCCGGAGCCGCCAUGUCAUCCGACUUCGAAGGCUACGAGCAGGACUUUGCGGUGCUCACGGCAGAGAUCACCAGCAAGAUUGCGAGGGUUCCCCGUCUCCCGCCUGAUGAGAAGAAGCAGAUGGUUGCAAAUGUGGAGAAACAGCUCGAAGAAGCAAAAGAACUGCUUGAACAGAUGGAUCUGGAAGUCCGAGAGAUACCACCCCAGAGUCGAGGAAUGUACAGCAACAGGAUGCGAAGCUACAAGCAAGAAAUGGGCAAACUUGAAACAGAUUUUAAAAGGUCACGGAUUGCCUACAGUGACGAAGUACGGAAUGAGCUCCUAGGGGAUGAUGGGAAUUCCUCAGAGAACCAGUUGAUAAAAUUACGUGAAGAGAGGGCACAUCUGCUCGAUAACACAGAGAGGCUGGAAAGGUCAUCUCGGAGACUAGAGGCUGGAUACCAAAUAGCAGUGGAAACCGAGCAAAUUGGCCAGGAGAUGUUGGAAAACCUCAGUCACGACAGAGAAAAGAUACAGCGCGCACGUGAACGACUUCGGGAAACAGAUGCUAACUUGGGGAAAAGCUCCAGGGUUCUGACGGGGAUGUUGCGAAGAAUCAUCCAGAACCGCAUCCUGGUCGUCGUCUUGGCCAUCAUCCUGGUCGUCACCAUCCUGAUGGCGGUCACUUUUUCUGUCAGAAGACACUGAUGGAUCUGUUCCUCCCUGACAAACAGCAACAACGGCUUGUUCUGAGUAAUUAAGACAAAAUGGUCACAUGAAUCAUUCUUUUGCGCUGACAGGCCCCGAAUGACCCUCCCUCUUUUCACCACUGUUCAGCUGAAGUGCAAAGAGUGUAAAAAUAUUUUCUAUUCCUGUUUGCAUGCGGGUCGGUUUCCUUUUCUAGGUUUGUCUUCACCCAGAUUUGUUUUCUGUAGGGGAAGGGGAAUGUUUAUUUGCCUUUUGGUGAUUUCAUCUCCUAACCAAAAUAGCCUUGGUGACAUUCUUCCUUGCCCUGUGGACAUGUCAAGGGUCACGGUUUGGGACAGGGCAUGAUGAGUCAGCCGUGGGGCAUGUGAUGGGCUGUGCUGUUUGUCACACAUCUCUUGUCACCGACUUGCCCCUCUGUGAUGUCCGAGGAUAAAAAUGCAGAGAAAAACAGGGGCCAAAGCCAGUGAGUGACAGGCUCCAGCAAACCAGCCCUGUUCCUACCCAGGGAUAAUGAAGAUAGUCUACCUGCCUGAGCGCUUGCAUUGAAAAGGUGGAUAUUCAGUGUCAGUUGUGCAGGACUUAGCACUUGACUUAGCACUUGACUUAGCACUUUCUGUGUUUUUCUGUGUGUGUAUGUUUUGUUUUUGUUUUUGUUUUGUUUUGUUUUACAGCCAAGAACAUUUUUGCAAAGCCUGCCCAAGAUCCACUUUUCACAACUUUGAUUCCUGCUACAUGAAAUAUUUCCUUACCUUCCCCAAAUCCCCUAGUCCCCAGAAUUUGCUGACAAAGCGAGCCCUGGCCUGAUAUUUAAUUGUGACCUCCUCUCCCCUGACCUGUGUAAGCAUCUCGAUACCCUUUUGGUUUUAAUAUCUGCACUGCCAAAACAGCCCUCCUACAAGCAAAAGGUCUGACAAGGCUCUCUGCACAUCCAUUCCAGUAUGUAAAAAGAACAUGAAUAUUUCAGGAAGAGGAAGAACAUGAGUCCGUUGGUGUGAAAUUUCAAAUGUGAUUAUAAAUAUGGUAGAGUCCUAUAGGAUAAUUCACUAGAAAUAAACUUCAUGGAAAACGUUCACUAACCUCCUUUCAAAGAAUAAGGGGUUGCAGCGUGUUACAAAGGAGGGCUUGGAUUUUCUAUAAAAAAAAAAAAAAAAAUGUUAGCACAGCCUUCCUGAGUUCACUGUGUAUUCAAACCUCUGACGUGCUUUGUGAUUUCCUUUGGUUUCUUUCUGUCCGAGGUAACCGGGAAUUGCGUUCAAAAUGAGUUCGUUUAUGAUCAGGCUGAAAGUUGCCCCAAGCUGAGGUCAUUUUCCUCCUUGUCAUAAAGCAAAAUAUGUUUUUCUUAAGACUUCAUAGGCACUUCCGAGGUCUGUACUAUCUUUUGAAUAUAAUUGGAAGCUCUGAAUCCUUGAAAAGCGGACCUGUUCUCUUCAUAAAAAAUGCUAACCACCUGUGCCCGUAGAUGGAGAUCACCUGGAUGCUGCCCUUUAUUUUUAUGGUUUUUUCCCCCCAACUCAGAAAAGAACCGUUAUGGUUUAGAGAGGAAAUGCAGAAUGGCAAAAUCCACCAGAGAAAUCGCACUUAGCGAAACAGGCCAGGGCCUGCGUGUGUCCAGAUAAAUCAUUUAGUAUUGUGUAAAUAAAGCUACAAGCCUUGACCUUGCAGGGAUGGCGUGGGAUUGGGGCCGGACGAGGUAGGACAGUGGAGGACUGGGAAGGCGGCGCUCACUUUCCUAUCAGCUGAAGGGAUCCAUCUCAGCAAGAUUCUUUUAUUCCGAUAACGGAAAUCUGUACAUGCUGAACACAUUGGAGAAACCAUUAAACGGGAGGAAACAAACAAACAACCUCCUUCUCGUUCUGAAACAGGAAUGGCGGGGGAAGUACUACACCAAGCUCUCGGGUGGCUGCUUUUGAAACCGUUGAUCUUAGCGAAAGUGUAAAACCAGCUCUCUACCCGCACCUCGGGCCUCCUCCCCAGGCCACCCAGCAAGCCAGGUUCAUCUGAUCGUCUAAAGCCGCCGGCUCCUAAAUAUUUCAGUAAAACCUUGUGCUCGUGGGGAGAUGGGGAUGAAAUGGGGAGGGAGUGUGCGCCUCACCCCCCCCAGUGGCUUUUUUCUCCCCAGUUCUAUCUCUUUAUCAGCACUUGCCUGAGACUUUGCCCCAAUUCAACCUUGAGAGGGAGAGAAUCCGAACAGAUAACCCUUGGCCUAACAGCCCCAUCCAACCCACCCGGAGAAGUGACCCGGAUAGUGGGCGCUUUGUAAGACACUGGUCCCCCCCCCCACCCCCCGCGCUCGCGCCUGGCCCUCCCGGCAGCUGGAGGGGAAAUGCCCAGGAGCCUCAGCGGAGGUCCGGCUCCACCCGGGACCGGAGAGAGCCCACCGAGGCGAAGCCGGUCCUAGAUCUGUAAAAGGUUCUAGGAACUUAACACGUCGACUUUGAUCGAGGACUAUUUCUGCGGUUGGGCACCUGUGCUAAAAAUGAUGUUCAAGGGGAAGGUGGGAUCGGGGGUGAAGACCAGGACAUGGAGGAGGACCGGGAGGGGAAGCUCCUGCCAUCUAACAUUCGUGCAGACGAAACAGUUUCCCCGACCCACCGAAUAAAUAAAAGCGGAUGCUACCCUGCUCCGGAAUCAAAAGCAAUUUAAUUAAAGUCUCUUAAGUUGUAAAGAGUUUUAAAUGUUCCGUGUUGAAGGCGAAUGCCUGCAGAUGCACGGGGCUUGACGUCAGCCGCCAGGCCUGGGCUGGGAGGCCAUUUGCUAUUCUGUUUAAGGCAGACUGGAUUGUCUUAUUUUGGAACUAGCUUGGUGGGGGGUUUGCUUUGCUACUGCUUCUGAGCCCUGAGCUUCAAAGGCUGAAAUUAAUGGUGAACAAAAUUGUGCGGCUCUGGCCGUCCCAUGCGGGGCCAGCCCAUUGAGGGUUAUCAUUAAGUAAAGAAAUAAAGAGGGGGAAAAAAGCCUGCCUGUUCCAAAAAACCUCAUCAGAUAAUGACCUCAGUGAUUGGAUUUUCAUUACCAAACAGCAUCCAGAGAUUAUCCGCCCCGUAGAAGAAGGGAAGGGGGUGGGAAAAAAGAAAGGAAAGCAACUGUCUUUCUCUCCCUCUCUCCUCUUUUUUUUUUUUUUUUUUUUUUUUUUGCACAUCUUUUCUUUAAAACUGUCAGAUCAUUUCAGUAUUUCAAAUCCGAGGAAAACAGCCUGCCUGCUGCUGUAUUUGAAGUUGUAAUGGUGUCAAAAAGUCACGACUGACUGACAGCCGUCAGUCCCAGAGGGGCUCAUUAAAUCAUAAAAACUUGACAAGGAAAUAAUUGCGCAUUGCCAGCAACUUGGCGCCUGUUUAGACGUUUUUAUUUUCUUUCAUUAUUAGUCCCCACCAUUACGUUCAUUAACAAAUUGCAUUAAACAACUGUUAAGGGCUAAUGAUUUGUUUAUCGCUUUUUAUUAUUAUUAUUAUUUAAACAUUAGCUGUGUCAUGUGGUACCCGAGCAGCCUCUUGCCAUCAUCUGACUGAAUAUUUUUCCACUCUCGAGCUCCGGGUACUGUUGGAAUAUGAAAUAGAUUAUUCAUUACUCUCCUCUUUGCCACUGAUUUGAUUUCAUGUAGCGUCUUCCACAGAGAAAGAUGAAAACUUGUCAAAAAUAGGUUAUAUCUUAUUCGAAGGGGCAACAAUAGCAGCAGGUACAGGCACACUUUAAUAUUUAAUUAAGGUUGAUGUUAACCCCUUUAAAUGACUUUAGCUGUAAGUUCCAUUCAAAUGCAGAAGAGAAAAAUAAUUGUUCUUAAUUUGCAACCUGUUCAGCAAGCAUUCUUCAUGGAGUUAGCUGGAAAUUUAGAGCCGAAUUUUUUAAAUAAUGAAAUUUCCCAUCAUAAAUAUUUAUAGCCGUUUGUCUACGUAGUUGAGAAUUAACUACAAGCAAUGAUUUCCUCGUCGCUUUGGUUUGAACUGCUAGUGCCGUGGGACGCUCUCGGUGCUGGGAGCCAAGGUGGGCUUUCCUGGGAGAAAUGCAGACCCAGAGCCAAGGACUGUAGGUGGGUGACGGCUGGGGCUGGUUUCAAAGGAGGCUCUGUGAGUCCCCUGUCUCUGGUCCACAUGUCUCCUCAGCCAGCUGAGUGUGUGGUUGGAAGACUGUGGUCUGGAGAGUAAGUAGGGAUUUCUUAAAGGAACGCUUAUGUGUCCGGUUGGCUGGUGUGGGGAGGGUGUGACGGGGCGUCUCUGUGUAGUCGAUGAGCUCACUGCCAACAGUGCUACCCUAAGAGACAAGAGGAGCAAUGCCUUGCUGGAACUGACCUUCUGUCUUUUUUCCUUUCCGGGACUUGCCGUUGGUGAAAUCAUCAGCUUUUCCACGGGCUCUGAGCUUUGGGGGGAAAAGCUCCUUCACCAUCGUCAUCACCAUCCCAGAUCUGAAGUCAGCGGCGUUCUCCACGCCGGAACGCCUGGCCUCAUCCGGCCUCCCUGUCUGAUUGCGUGAGUUUCACAGAGCCAUGGAAGCCACUGUCAGAGGCCUGGUCUGUUGGUACUUCAGGGCUGGGGUGACCUGGUCAAUAACAGGGAACAAGGAGAUCUUCUCUGCUGACCUGCUUUGCUCCUACCCACCUGUCCCCAGGAAGACAGACCCCUUGGGCAGCCAGCCACCCCAUGGAUGUGAAGGGGAGAGAUGGCACAUGUCCCUUGCUCAGCCACCAUCUCUCAGCCUCACCCAUCCAAGGACAGACGGUCCCAGCAGGAGCUGUGGCAUAGGAGGGCCGGGUCCGGCAGGUGGGACAAGUGAGGCCACCCUAAGCUUCAGAGACCACCGUGGGCAUGGAAACGACACACACGCCUGGGCCUGAGGGGUCUCAAAUCUCCAUCUUGGCCUGUUCCAGAUUAGCCGCGUGACAGCUUACCACCUUUGGAAGGAUGCCACACCUCGGCAAAAGAUAGGCUCAGAGUCCUUUUUCCAAAAGGAAGGAAGGCUUUGUGGUAAGCCAUCCCUAGUCUGACUCCCAGAGACACUGGUUGCCCGAGAUGAGCCGCCAGCCCUCAAACCCGACCUCAUCCUGUGUAAUUCACUAACCUUAAGCCGAACUCCAAGAAACAUCCUUGUUUAUAUGGCUUUGCCUGCAGCCCACUGGGCUCAGACCAGUAGUGUCUGCCAGGGGCCGUCCACAUUUUAUGACUUAGGUAGUUCUUAGACAAGAUGUCAGCCUUUUAAAAAUGAGGCCGGGGACUGUGUGGGCAGCUCGAGAAGUGCUUAAAGCCACAGGAUCCUUCCCAAGAAAGGAGACCCUGCAGGGUAACCAAGAGAGGCCCAGGGCAGGGAGAAGAAUGCAUGUGCUCGGAGCCAAGGCUGGAGACCGGGUCCCGGAAGAGGUGAUGGAACCAGGGUGAGCAUCGUCUCUGUCGUAGAGGAGGGAAGACGCAGGGGAUGCUGGGAGAGACCGCCCAUGCCCACGAGGACUCUAGCUCAGUAAUAAGGGAAAUGUUCCCAAGCCUGCUUACCAGAGGCGAGUAGGGCAAAAACAAGAUGGUGCGGCAAACCCAAAAUGACAGGACAGGUGGGUUGAGAAUGUGUGAGGAGGUGAGGGACGGGUGGCGUAUGGGGUCAGGAUGGAUUCCCAGCACCAGGGGACAGGAGAUGGUGAGUGGGACUCGUCCCAGGAGAUCAUUAAGAGGGAAGGGCGCCGGCGUCAGGCCUCACGUUGUGCCACCCUGGGCCCAUUAUUGGCCUCCUUCAGGAGGCGCCAGAGCCGGAGAAAGACAGGGUGCCUUUCUCCCAGGACCCCAGCCCAAAUCACACACAACCUCUGUUGUCAUGCCUCAAGGAGCUCCCAGCAUGCUGUGGGUAAAGCACUUCCUCGUCCUGAAUCACCUCAUUACUCGUGCUACAUAAAUAACGAAGGCAUCACAGAGAGAGGGGGAAAUGCCAAGCAGCAAAGCUCUAGACUGUGAUUCUGUGAACUCGUGCACCCCCUCCUUCCCUUCAUCCAAACAAGGCCCUUUGGCGUGAAUAAUAGCUCAGCGGCCCCGAAGCCCGUAUUGAUCUGCUGCACACACGGCUCCGCUGAGAGCCGCCUGGACUUUUCCUGGGGGCAGGACAGCGCCGUUCAGUGCAGCCCUCUCCUUCCCCCACCCGUCAGCCUCCCCAGGUGUGCUCAGGAGGGGACAGUGCUGGGGGAGGGGGGAGGCAAGGCCCUUCUCCAGCUCAGUGCUGCUUUGUUGCCUCAACUUUUUUGUUUUUAACUUAUUUUGCCAAGAAAAGUACCUGAAUUGGACAGAAAUGUUUUUUUGCAUGAUGAGGCCCCACAGAGUUGAGAAUGAAAUACAUCCUCAGGCUCCAGCUUCUCUCCAGAAGAUUCUGCCAAAGACCCAGACCACAGAGGCACCCUCCGCUGACACUGACGGAGGCCUCCCGCGUGCCCAGCACUGGGUCCAAGCACCCUGGCAUGCCACACCGCGUGUGUCUGUUAAUUUUCUAUCUUAACACCAUCAGAAGAGAGACAAGCUGAGAAUGUGGCCCGAAUCCGCCACGUCUUUGGGGAGUGGGAUUGCUGUUAAAUUCGGUAAGAAGCCUCCGCCAUAGGAUGCUAAAUGCACGGGGCCUGAAGCCCGCAGCCCCACACCCUGAGGCUCCAAACACUGUCCGCUUCCUCAUUCCCAACUCUUUCAGACCCAGGUCUUGGCCCUCUGGGUCACGGACAGUUGUAAGAUGAGCCAGGUCUCUGCACAGGAACGCCCGUGAGCUCGUAGUUUCCUGAAAUCCCACUCUGAAAGAUUCGUCCCUCUGGUGUCUGACCUCGAGCCCGGGCAAAAUGCAGAUUCUUCUUCCCCUGGUCAGCUUCAGAUCCAUAGACCACUGACCCAUUCCUGAGGGCAGAUUUUGGAUUUGGGGUGGGAACGACCCACCAUGGCAAGGAGCAGUCCGUGGUCUUUGGGAGAAGGCAGUAGAAAGGAAGGAAACCUCUGGUUGCCUGGCACCAGCCUGGUGGUUUCUCCUGGGAUCAGCUGCCCUCUGGGUAAGGAAUGGGUUCCUGGGUGCACAGCCUUGCCAUAGAAGCCCACACACACCCUGGCCCCAGGGCCCAGGACCACUCAGGUCAGAGAACACAGGGCCCUGGCAAGGCAAGAUAAUUGGGUGAGGUUCCCCUGGUACGUCCCACAGCAAUGCCCUUCCUGAGGAGGAGGAGGAGGCGGAGGAGAGAGGCCAGGAAGGCGGUGGGAGGGUAGUUAGAACAGUGGGUUCCAGCCAGUUGCUUUCCUUGGGGGGCUGCUGCAGCCUGCUCCCUCCCGGCCCUGCUGAGAUGCGGAGGCCAAGGCACUUGGGGAGGACACCCAACCUGAUAGCUUCUGCCCUGGGCAGCACCUCCCCAUGCUGCCCCAUCCAGGGGUCUCAACACAGCAGGGACAUCGUGACUCUCAGAGACUGUCUCUGCUUGAUUUGUCUCCUCCUCAUCCAAAUAUCCUGCCGCCCCCGCCAAGAAACUACAGAGUAAGGAGAGCUAGGGGCUGCAUGGGCUCAUCAUUGUCCCCGACAGGACUUCUAAACAACCACGCCUUUCCCUGUUUGAAGCAUGAGAGGUGUCAUUGGGUUUAUUCAUCUAGUCGAGAAUACGUACUGGCUAUCUACCAUGUUCCAGGCCCCAAAGACACGUGGUGAAGAAGUGAGGUAAGAAAACAUGCGUGGCAGCCCUGGGACUGCAGGUGGAGCACUGUUUUCGUCCCCAGAGCCCUGCCUUGCCCUCUGCUCUCAGCCAGGGCUCUGGGGUGAGCCGCACUGGAAACCCUGGCGCCUUGCCCAUCCCCCCGCCCCCUCCCACCGCUGCCCCACCAAGGUCAGUGCCGCACCUGCCCGAGUCCUUGCCACGCCCCCUAGUGCUGUGUGCUCCUUCCUCCUUGCGGUUCCCGCAAUUACAUGUGCAAAUGGCCCCGUUGGACUAGAGUAGAGCUGACAUUUGCCUGCCAGUGGUUGAAUCCCCGUGAGCGCUGGCUCCAGGUCCAGGACCAGCCCCAGAGAGGCAGGGGACAGGUAUGGGGACCCUUUAGAUUGGGACUGACUUAGAGGAUUUUUUUUUCCUUUUUUCUUUUUUUCUUUCUUCCUUUUUUCUGCUUAUUAAAUGAUAAAGGUUCGACUUGGCAGGCAAUCAGAAACCCAAAAUAUCAUAAAAGGGAAAAAAGUUGCCGAGUGGCUAAGAGGUGCACCACGGGAGUGUCACUGGGCUCAGCAGCGAGGUGAAUUGCUGAGCGAUGGAGCAGGAGACGUUUUUCAAAGGCUUCUCUCUCCUUCUUCUCUCUCUGUCCCCCAUGCAGAAAGGGGAAAAUAGAAGCAGAAUCCAGAUUUGGGCACGAGGCUGAUGGGUCACCCUCCCCCACCACCAGCCCCCAGACAGUGGAGAAACUUUGAUCCGGGGACAGGAGGAGCCUGGGCACCCCGGCAAAGGCUGCAGCAUGGUCCUGGUCUCUGAGUGGGCUUCCCUGGGCUCCUGUGAGGGGAGAUGAAACCCACAGAGCCAGGGAAAUUGGGGCUGGAAAGGAGGAAAUGUGGGACCCGUGCCCCUUGGGCGCCAGGCUGGUGGGUUUGGAUGGCAAAAGCCAACCAGGCAGAUGGGCUCAGAUUCGCAGAACCCUCUAGCUGUGCAGGCUUUAAGGAGCAUUUUGGCCAACCUGCUUGUUCAGAUGGGUAGAUGGUGCACAGAGAGGGAAUGAGUCUUCGCUUGAGAAAACCCAGUAAGUGGGCGGUGGGGCCAGGAAUGGACUCCAAGUCUUCAGCCUCUCCUUGGGCUUCUCUCGUCUGCACAAGGAGAUGCAACUCAGACAGCACUGCGUUCUGGAAGCCAUGGCCCAGCCACGGGGCCUCUUUGGUAGUGCUGGCCUUCACACCACGUGGCUAAUGUUCCUCCAUUACAUUCUUUUUUAAACCAACAUGCAUAGAAAAACUCGGUUCCAUUCCUGUUGGCUAUGAUCAUUUUUUUCCCCUGAAUAUCAGAUCUUUUCUCUCUUAAGGACCUGGCAGAGGGCACCCUGGUGUCCCCUCAGCUGAGCUACUAGUGUCCCCGGGGAAAGGCAUUUUUGUGCUCAAGUCCACCAUCACUAGCAAAAGAAUCUUGUGAGAACAAGUAAGUGAGAAUUGAAUUCCUCCUCCCCCAGCGCCGAGCCCCUGGAGGCCUCUGGCAAACUCCUUGGUUGCUGAUGCUAGGCGGACACGGCUUUAGAGCUGGGGGAAGCGCUGACCCUCCAGGUCCUGGCAGCAGUGGGGGUGGUGUUUGCACACCCAGGAACAGCCUGGCAGGGAGACCCCUCGAGGCUUCACUUUUUUCCCAAAGUCUGGCAUUUUCCAGGCCGGAGGUACUCAGAGCUCUGGGCCUUUCCAUGCCACCAGCCUAGCGUGUGGCCUCACGUUGAGAAGUCAGAGCCAGCUCGGGUUCCGGUUCUUCAUCUGGCCAAUAGGAAAGUUGGUUGGAAAGUCUCAGGAAGGUAGGCCUCUGCCAGCUCCUGUCACCCAUGGCGGAGAAAAAGGAAUGUCCCGAAUGUGAGGGUCGAAGGCCCUGGGGUAAGAUGGCAGCCCCUGGCGUGCGGAAUGUCCUAGAAGAGAAGGAGAUUUGGUGCACUGAGCUUCGGAAUGGUCUUGGAUGCAGGACUGGUGGCAUGGGCUUGUGACCAGUGCAGUUGCGCACGUGACCCCACCUUCGGAAGGGCCCACACUGGGGGCUUAAUGCUGUACUAUAAUUGAAAUUCAUGAUAAUUUUAGCUUCAUAAUUGCAUUUUGUAAAUGAAGUUCGGUGAGACAACGGACCAUGAGCGGGGAGCUUGGAGCCAGGCUCCCACGCGGUCCAGCCUCCCACCACCUCCUGCUUGUGGGGUCGGAUGCUCAGCCCCCUGGAGCCCCGCUUCCACUCGGCCUUCCCACCCCAACCUCCCUGAAGCAACAGCUGCUGACCUGCCUCUGGGCUCAGGCAUGGGCGGGGUCAAGGGCUGGACGGGGCAGCCCACAGCAUUUUGUAGUGGGGCGUGGCAGCCGCAGGCCCUGCCCUAUACUGGCGGCGUCAGGGCACAUUCAGUGGGACAAACCUCUAAUCCACUCCGAUGCAGGCACCAGGUACACCUAGUGCGUCCUGGCACCAAGGUGGCCCAGCCCCUUCGGUUGCCCAUCCACCGAGGAUUGGGGCACGGACCUUGCAGAAGGGGGAGAUGCCUACCUUAACCUCCCGUUCCAGGCCUGGGGUACAACCUCUCCGUCCAGCCACUGGGAAGAAAGGGAACCUGACCCCCAGGCUGGAGGGCAAGUGCAUGACCAGGACGCAAGGCCAGAGUCAGCAUCCUGAGGGUCUGCCGUCCUCCUGAGAGAAUCCUCAGGCCUGGGGGAGCCCUCUCUUCCUUCUUCCAAUGUUCCUGAGUCCAGCUUGUCUCUUCUGGCCUGAGUCGUCUGGUUGAGGCUCCCUCUAGGAACAACCCACUACAUGGGUUGUGUAACUGCUGAUUUCCCACACAUAAAUAUUCUGACAUUUGCCUUUAAAACCAGUGUUGCACAGUAUAAAAGCAAACAGUAAAAUUCGUGCUAGUGACUUAAAAUUUUAACUUGACUUAGAAGACAUCAACUAGAAAAUUUUAAACACCGUGACGAGAGAGAGACAAGGGAAGAAAUGAAAAAGCAUUUUUUUCUUGCUUUCUGAACACAGGGCUCCGUAUUUUCAUUUUGCUUUGGCUCUCGCAAAUGAUGGAGCCUGUCCUGCCUGGGUGAGUCACUUUCCCUCUGGGGCACCCCAUUUCCCUAUCAGGAAACCAGAUCAUUUACGUUUUGCCCUUGCCCCUCCCUUGCUCACGGGCACAUUAUGAAGGUGCACUUGGAUGAAACCCAUGAACAGGAUUUAGAAACCAGUGUGUGGUGCCAACCCUUGGUCUUGGAACAUGGCCCUUCUUUCUUAAAAAGGGGUUCAGCCCAUCUCGUGUAGGUUUAACCACUGACAAGUCAGGCUCUCCCCCAGGUCCCGGCCGUCGGUAUUACAUCCUGGAAACGAAGCUCCAGUCUAGAAACCUCCCCUCUUCCCUGGAAUACAGACCAAAUAGCCUCUAUAUCUGGGAUCCAAGCAAGCUGUGAAAUGGAAAGAUGUCAGCCAGCCCAAGGGUUGAGGCCAGUGUGUGAAGAGCGGCCAUUGAUCUCUACAUUCAUCUCUUUUAUUUAGCGGUGAGGCCAGAAUUUCAAAGGUACCAACCCAGAGGAGGGUAGGUGCCAACCAGGUUGGGGUUGAGGGGUCAUCUCAAGAACGGUAAAAAUCCCGCUUCCGCUUCUCCUUCCAGGAAGAGGGUAUCUCCAUUUCAGAAGCAUUUCCAAAGCGACGGUCAUGGAGGUUCCAAGUGCCCCUUUCCCCUGCCCUGCCUGAUGUCGGAAGACUCACCUGUCCAAGCGAUGAAUGUGUCCAACAUAGCAACCUGUCUUCUUCUGUAAAAGUGCUGUUACUUUAAGAGAACGUUUGUGGGAUGAAUGGCAUGAAAGAAUGAAUGAAUGAAUGAGUCCCUUUCCAUCAAGUUGCCUCAAAUGGAGUCCAGAUGUUAAACGGCAUGCUCGACAGCGCCAUUGCAAGAGAAGGAGAUUCGGAUGACCCCCGUGUGGCUCCUUCUACAGCUUUUCCCCAACAGUGGAUGAUCUCUUGAUCAUUUUAAAAUUUUGUGGUUUUAAGUUUAUCUUAUUUCACUUCAUUUCCCUUUGAGUGCUGUCUUCUGGCUCCUGCUCCGCUUCCUCCCGCUAAUUCAUUAGGCCGGAGAGCCGCUCCAGAGUGGGAUUAGAACCCGUGUAGUACAUCGUCGCUUUAAACUGAAAUCUGCUAAUUAAUGGCUCUUCUGUGCGUAACUGAAUGAUAGCGCUGCUUCCCCGGGGAAUUGCGAUUUCAUGGUUCCUAAUGAUGCUGCGAUUACAUUAUCUGGAUCACGCAGACGGUGGGUGUCAGAUGCGGUGCUCAGAGCCUGUCUCGGGGCUGGGGAGAAAUCGCUCCUAAAACCAAGGGGAUGAGAGGAAGGAGUUAGAAUGUCUGCUGUUAAUUGUCAUUAACACGUGCUGUUCCUUCCUCUUGUUCCGGUAUUUGUUUCAAGGUCCAGCUUCCCCCAGCUCCACAAUGCUUCUGUAACCUCACUCCCCAUCCCCCAGUAUUCAUAGGGUUUUGUUUGUUUGUUUGUUU
Messenger RNA from Mustela erminea (ermine), 13109 nucleotides. It is a transcript of the gene VTI1A, whose product is annotated as vesicle transport through interaction with t-SNAREs 1A. The transcript has 9 exons. NCBI's taxonomy places the organism in Eukaryota, Metazoa, Chordata, Mammalia, Carnivora, Mustelidae. The record is from RefSeq and is a predicted model, not a curated record. Gene Ontology annotation, biological process: retrograde transport, endosome to Golgi; Golgi to vacuole transport; intracellular protein transport. Gene Ontology annotation, molecular function: SNAP receptor activity; SNARE binding. Bases 299 to 973 code for a protein of 224 amino acids. Gene Ontology annotation, cellular component: Golgi apparatus; ER to Golgi transport vesicle membrane; SNARE complex.